AUGGCUACCGUAUUCAAAUCGCUGUCAAAGGGCAGUGCCACGAAGCCGGAUUCAUCGGCCAAUGGAGCCAAGAAGAACAAGCAGAGAGUUCUCAUCCUCUCAUCAAGAGGUGUCACCUACAGACACCGACACCUCUUGAACGAUCUAGCGUCAAUGCUUCCUCACGGCAGAAAAGAUGCGAAGUUCGACUCGAAGUCCAAGCUGUAUCAGCUAAAUGAACUCGCCGAACUCUACAACUGCAACAAUGUACUCUUCUUCGAGGCACGGAAAGGAAAGGAUCUCUAUGUUUGGUUAAGCAAAGUCCCUAACGGCCCUACUGUAAAGAUGCACCUUCAGAACCUACACACAAUGGAGGAGCUUCAUUUCACGGGCAAUUGCCUAAAGGGAUCACGACCCAUCCUAUCCUUCGAUUCUGCGUUCGACAAAGAGCCACACCUGCGAGUGAUCAAGGAGCUCUUCCUCCACACCUUCGGUGUGCCUCAAGGCGCGCGGAAGUCAAAGCCAUUCAUAGACCAUGUUCUUGGUUUUACAGUCGCCGACGGAAAGAUUUGGAUUCGGAAUUACCAAAUCAACGAGGUGGAGAAGCCCAAGGGAGAGGGUGAAGAUGAGGAGCGACGGAAGCACUCAAAGUCGGGCAAGCCGGAGACAGACAUCAACCUCGUGGAGAUCGGACCUCGAUUCGUUCUCACACCGAUCAUCAUCCAGGAGGGCUCCUUUGGUGGACCGAUUAUCUAUGAAAACAGGCAAUUCGUCUCACCGAACCAGAUCAGAGCCGAUCUACGGAGACAGAAGUCAACCAGGCAUAAUGCUAGAGCAGAGCAGCAGGUGGAGAGGUUGGCAAAGAGAGGAGAUCUUGGCUUGCGAACAAACGGUGGGCGGGUGAUCGAGGAGGACGCGCUGGCUAAAAAGAAGCUCUUUGCUUGA
Molecule: messenger RNA, 924 nt
Organism: Phaeoacremonium minimum UCRPA7
Lineage: Eukaryota; Fungi; Ascomycota; Sordariomycetes; Togniniales; Togniniaceae
Product: putative ribosome biogenesis protein brx1 protein
Exons: 3
Coding region: 1-924 (307 amino acids)
Biological process (GO): rRNA processing; ribosomal large subunit assembly
Cellular component (GO): nucleolus
Molecular function (GO): rRNA binding
Source: RefSeq, a predicted model, not a curated record